Molecule: messenger RNA, 2248 nt
Organism: Monopterus albus (swamp eel)
Lineage: Eukaryota; Metazoa; Chordata; Actinopteri; Synbranchiformes; Synbranchidae
Gene: lrch4
Product: leucine-rich repeats and calponin homology (CH) domain containing 4
Exons: 19
Coding region: 1-2214 (737 amino acids)
Cellular component (GO): cytoplasm
Molecular function (GO): protein binding
Source: RefSeq, a predicted model, not a curated record
AUGAUAACCUUCUCAGCAGCUCCUCAUCAAUCAGAGCUUUAUGGAGCUGAAAACCACUUUGCCCAGAAGUCUUAUGUCAACCAGUGCUUUGAGUUUGUCAAUAAGGCAUUUAAAGAACACCGAGAGGAAGAAGAGACAAAAACUAAGGCGCCCGAGGAGCCUGCCGCGAGCGGGGCUCUCAACUUAUCCAACCGAAAACUGAAAGAGUUUCCGCGAAGCGCCAGGAACUAUGACCUGUCCGACAUUACACAUGCAGAUCUGUCCAAGAACCGUCUGUGUGAGCUGCCGGAGGAGCUCUGUCAGUUCAUCUCUCUGGAGACACUGAGCCUUUACCACAAUGGGAUGCGUUCACUGUCCACCAGCCUGGGCAACCUCCAGGCCCUCACCUACCUCAACCUCAGUCGUAAUCUUCUGUCAAGUUUACCCCCAUCGGUGUUUCAGCUUCCCCUCCUACGAGUGCUUAUCGUCAGCAACAACAAGUUGUCAUCACUGCCCUCCUCCAUAUAUUCCCUCACACACCUCCGACAGCUGGAUGUAAGCUGUAAUGAGCUGCAGCGUUUGCCUGCAGAGCUCGCUCAGCUGGAGUGUCUGAGGGACUUGAACCUGAGGAGGAACCAGCUCACCACUUUGCCUGAAGAAAUAUCUGAGCUCCCUCUUGUCCGGCUCGAUGUGUCCUGCAACCGCAUUUCCCAUGUGCCCUUGUGCUACCGCCAUCUCCGGCAUCUUCAGAGCAUCUUGCUGGACAACAACCCGCUACAAAUGCCUCCGGCACAGAUCUGCUCCAAGGGAAAAUACCACAUCUUCAAGUACCUCAACAUGGAGGCCUGCAAAAGGAGCCAUGAGGAGCUGGAGAGACAUCUGAGACCCACUGGAUUUAACAGCUGUUUGUCAGACCACGAGCUGUUCACAGCGCAGUUUGGAGGACUGGACUCUGGCUUCAACAGUGUAGAUAGCGGAAGUAAAAGAUGGUCUGGGAAUGAGUCAGCAGAUGACUUCUCAGAGCGUUCCCUCCGCAUGGCUGAGGUCACCAGAGACCAGAGGAACCUAGAGGAAGAUGUGUCUCCUCUGCAAGCUAACAAAGUGAAUGGAGAGUCUGAGCAGGUGGACUUCAUUGACAGCAGUGUGACAGAGGAAGAAGAGGACCUCAGGACGGAUCCACCCACACCUCCUCUGGAGCAGAAGGAUCGAUCCUCGCUGUCCCAAACCCAGGACUCAACAAUAUGCAGGUCAGGCCCCAACGUAGAGGCGGGCCUCCCAUUAUCCACCUCCUUGCCUCCCUCCAGCCCCACCUUGGAGGAGCGGAGAAGGCCGGGCACCCUGCUCAUCUGGCAGGAGAGAGAGCGACUGCAGCAGCAGCAGCGAGAGAAGGCCAGUUUGCUGAAGCCAUCCACCAAAACAGGAAGUCACGUGGCCACUGGACCACAGACAGGAAGUAGCUCAGCUGGCACAUCUCCAGAGAACAGCAACUCCCUUUCAGGCCUGCGGCAGAGAUGUGCAAGCGCUGACCAGAUGAGCACAGUGUCUCCUUCAACACAUAUACCACGCUGCAGCAGUAGAACAGAUGUGCCAUCUUCCCCAAAGACGUCCCCUCCUCCUGGCCAGGCCCAGAAACCCAACAGCUUCCUGUUCCGCACUUCUUCUCGCAGCAAUGUCAGACCCACAGGGCCAGUCUUUACUCUGGGCGAGUCUGGUAGAAGUGAGUCUCGCACGACGCUGCGUUCUCCGAAGCAGGAGAGACCAGAAAUCACACAGCUACGCAAGACUCUGGAGUCUCGGCUUAAGACCACUCUGCCUGAGGAUCUGGGCGAGGCCUUAACCAACGGCACCAUCCUCUGUCAGCUGGUCAAUCAGAUACGACCACGCGCCGUGUCAAUAAUCCACAUUCCCUCCCCAGCAGUGCCAAAACUGAGCUCAGCAAAGAGUCGACUCAACGUGGAAAACUUCAUUACUGCCUGUCGCAAGUUGGGAGUGCCUGAGACGGAUGUGUGUGUGUGCUCUGAUGUGCUUCUGUGUAAGCUGCCCGCUGUGCUGCGCUGUGUGACGGCCCUGCUGGCCGUGGAGGGGGGGGAGACGGCCGAGGACCAGUCCCCCGCCCGCUCCUUACCUUCGCCUUCAUCGUCCUCCUCCUCCUCGCUGCUGUCCACAGAUUUCCUGCUCUUCUACUGUGCAGUUAUGGCCCUGCUCUACGUCCUCUACUGCUACGUGUUCACCUAAAGGACACACACACACACACACACACACACACACA